This is a messenger RNA of Meira miltonrushii, 1917 nucleotides long. RefSeq names its product ENTH-domain-containing protein. Gene Ontology annotation, biological process: endocytosis; actin filament organization. The coding region runs from base 325 to 1764 and encodes 479 amino acids. The record is from RefSeq and is a predicted model, not a curated record. Lineage: Eukaryota; Fungi; Basidiomycota; Exobasidiomycetes; Exobasidiales; Brachybasidiaceae. Gene Ontology annotation, molecular function: clathrin binding; phospholipid binding. Gene Ontology annotation, cellular component: endosome; clathrin vesicle coat; plasma membrane. The transcript has a single exon.
GAAAAGAAUGCCAGGCUUGCUGUCAGUAUUCGAGGCAUGUCAAGAUUGCUCUCUCUCACAUAGAUGCACUGCACAUGCACCGCACUGGCCGCUCUCAUCCAUUGUGCACGCACAAUCUUCAAGAUAAAGUGGCGCGAACCAACUUCUAUCACAACCACAUCAACUACUUCAGUUUGGAUUCGAUACAAUAAAACGGAGCUGUUGGUCAUCAUCUCCAUUGCAAUCUUAUUGGAUACUGUACGCCAUUCCAAACUCACCUCCACGCGCAUUCGAGAAAUCACUGAUCGGCUCUGAGCCGUUGACUCCUCAUACACAUUCUACAGGAUGGCAAUGAGUAACAUGUCAAAGUCCGUCGUUCGGACGGGCAAGAAUUAUUUAAAGGGAUUCACUGGAACGCAAAUCAAAGUGCGUGAUGCCACAAGCAAUGAUCCUUGGGGCCCCAGUGGGACACAAAUGAACGAAUUGGCGCAAUUGAGCUUCAAUCAGAAUGACUUUAUUGAAAUGAUGGAAAUCAUGGACAAACGCUUGAAUGACAAAGGAAAGAACUGGAGACACGUUUUCAAAACUUUGACUUUGCUGGAUUACCUACUUCAUGCUGGAAGUGAAAACGUAGUCAUUUAUUUCCGCGACAAUAUCUACAUUAUCAAAACUUUGAAGGAGUUCCAAUACGUAGAUGACUUUGGAAAAGAUCAAGGAGCAAAUGUUCGACAGAAAGCAAAAGAUAUAACGAAUCUACUGCAAGACGAAGCUCGACUACGAGAAGAGAGGAGAUCGCGUGCACAUAUGCGUGAUCGGUUGAGUGAUGGCCCUCCACCUCCCUCAAACGGACUUGAUUUCGAGGAUGAAGAAGGAAAGAGACGCAGAAGAGCAGCAGAAGAUAGAAGGCGUGCAGGCCAAAAUCGUGAAGACGAUGAGCUAAAACGAGCAAUCGAAGAGAGUAAACGUAUGGCAGCAGAAGAACAAGCCCGUAUUCGACGUGAAGCAACGGAUGAAGAAGAGUUGCAACGUGCUUUGGCAUUGUCGAAAGAAGAGGAGGAGAAACGGAUUCGCGAAUUGGAAAAGAAGAAUGAGACUGCUCUGUUCGAUGAUGAUUUCAAUAUGCUCGAUGGACCUUCUCAUCAAUAUGCCCAACAACAACAAUAUGAUAUGUGGGGUAACCCAAUCUAUGGUAUGCAAGCACAAUAUACCUCUGUGAACCCGUACUUGCAACAACAACAAACGUCAUACAACCCAUUCUUCCAACAACAGAUGCAAUUGCAAGCACAACAAGAGGCUGAAUAUCAAAGACAAAUGGAACUACAAAUGGCUGCUCAACAAUAUCAACAUAUGAUGACCCAACAACAAAUGCCGCCUCAACAACCGAUCCAACCUCAACCGACUGCGUUUGGAUCGAACAAUCCGUUCGCAUUUGCACAGAACAACAACCAACAACAACAACAGCAGCAACCACCUCGUCAACCUGCUCUGGAUAUGCCACCACCUAUGCCUGCAGCUUCUUCAAGUGUUCCUAUUGGUGAUCUUCUGGGUGAUGCAAAUGAAGCUCCUGUAGCCGCACAACCUGCUCAACCAGUUGCUCCUGCUACGAACAAGUUCACAAAUGAUCCAAGAUUCAAAGAUUUGGACAGAAUGUUGGCUUCGGGUGAUGGAAUUGAUACGUUUGGUAAUACGGGAGAUCUUCGAUUCGGUCACUCUCAAGCACGAGGUCAAGCUGUUGGUCCACAGGCAACAGGACAAGCUGGUAAUAAUCCCUUUUUCAAGGUUUGAAAUGUGUUUGAAUCGGUCUGAUAUUUGUGUCGCUGGCUAUUAGAGGUUAAUAGCAAGGCUUUUUGCCUUACUUUCAUGUUACCCUUAACUUCAUUACAUCCCCUCUUUUCCGCCCACUUUGGUUAGUUCAUAUUAUACUGCUAAUAAUUAGGC